Molecule: messenger RNA, 2211 nt
Organism: Trichomonas vaginalis G3
Lineage: Eukaryota; Parabasalia; Trichomonadida; Trichomonadidae
Product: antigen BSP-related family
Exons: 1
Coding region: 1-2211 (736 amino acids)
Source: RefSeq, a predicted model, not a curated record
AUGUUUUUUUCCUUUCUAUUUGCCUUAAGAUACGAUGCUGAUUUUUCUCCAGGUGAAUAUACUAUUCAACUAGAUGAUCAGGGCUUCACUGAUACUAAUUUUUCAUUUUUAGCAGUUGAUAAUCAAAACAUCGAAAUUACAAGUAUCUACACAAACUAUUCACUAUCCGAAGAUACGACAUUUGAAAUACCCAAGCAAAUUGAAUUUAAUGAUAUUAACGUUCCUGUUACAAAAAUUAGAAAAUUUUCAUUAUCACUUUGUGGAAUUGCCAACAUUAUUCUUCCAGAAACAAUAACAACAGCAGAAGAAGCAUGGCUUGCUUCACGUUUUAUUCGAAUGAUUGAUGCAUCUAAAAUAAAUGUAACUAAUCCACCAAAAUAUUUCUUUGCAAAUAUAAUGAACGCAACCGAAAUUAAGAUACCUACUAAUAUAAUUGAAUUAAAAGUUGGUGCUUUUGCUUUUGACUAUAAUUUAACAACAAUUAACAUAAAUUAUGGCAUAAUUAUGAACAAAACAUCAAGUGGAUUCUACAAUUGUUCAAGUCUAGUUUCGAUCGACCUUUCAAAAGUGUUAAUGAAUAAAAUUCCUGAUCAAUUGUUUAAAAACUGCGCUAAUCUUCAAUCAGUAAUAUUUCCAAACUAUACAUCAUUUGGUGCUUAUGUUUUUUCUAAUUCUUUUAUUUCAGAUUUUCCACUUUACGAUAACGUUGAAUAUGCUGAAGGCUGUUUUGGAGAAAUGCUCUCUACGCAUCCUAUAUCUGCUCCUGAUGGUAUAUUCUUCAAUAAUUCCAUUCCGCAAGCCGCAUUUGAUUCAUGUCUUUUCAUGGAAUCGGCUGUUCUUAGAGAAGGCCUCAUAAGAAUACCAAGAUUCUUAUUUUGGAAUUGUACAUCACUUAUUUCUAUUGUUUUUCCCUCGACAAUUUAUAAUGUUGCUGAAAAAGCAUUUUAUUUUGUUCCAAUGCCUGUUUUAAACUUUUAUCACACCAAUUUAACAAAUCUAGAUGGAUAUGCAUUCUCUGGUUUCCAUGGAGAAGAAGUUAUUCUUCCAGAUAAAAAUUUUAAUUUUCCAAAUGGUCUGUUUUCUAUGUCAACGAUAACUAGAUUCAAUUUCAGUGCAAGGCUUAAUAACGUUGGUGACUAUUUCUUUAACUCUACUAACUUAACAAUUGCAAAUAUUUCUUGUUUAACUUACUCCUCCAUAGGAUCGUAUUGUUUCCAUAGAUGUCUGUAUCUAGAAGAAGUAUAUCUCCCAGAUAUCGAUUUGUUCUGCGGAAAUUCAGCUUUCGCUUAUUCUCCAAACCUGAAAUAUCUGAAAUUUACAAAAAGAGCAUCGUUUAGUUACAAUUGCAUGGAUCAUUGCACAUCAUUAGAGUAUGUAAUGUGGGGUAGUUGUAGUUCUAUUAACAAUGCAGUUUGUUAUUGCAAUUAUAAUAUGAGAUAUUUCGGACCAACAGUUGAAGAUGUUACGAAAGUUACUCCUCAGGUUGACCUCCAUAAUUUCACAACAUACGAGUUCGGAGCUUUGUCUUUUUCCAACUUAUAUUUAAUAGAAUAUGUUUAUAUAGGUCCUGGAUUCAGUUACAUUGGUGAUGCUUCAUUUAGAAAUGAUACAAGUUUAAUUACAGUAGAUAUGGUCGAUUGUAUUACAAGUACAGUUUCAUAUGAAUCAUUUAUGAACUGUACACAGCUUACUAAUGUAUAUUUACCAAAAGAUUUAAGAUAUAUAAGACAAGGAGCUUUCGUUGGAACCCCAGAACUUAAUAUUUUCUACUGUGGAACUACUUCAAUUACAAAUACAGAUGGAUUUAGUCCAGGAGUUAUCAUCCAUUACUACGGACUAAAUAAGCAUGUAUUAUUCAAUGGUAUGGAGCCAAUGUAUCCAGGAAAAUGCUGGAGAGCGUGGGAUAGUCCUCCAUAUCCACCUUUUCCAACAAAAACACCAGAUGUUCCGUAUUUCAUCCCGAAGUACACGAAUGCUUUGAUCACUCCCGAGCCAGAAAAAGUACUUCCUGCCCAAACUUACGUUGAAGAUCAGAAACCGAAUGAAUAUGGACCAGAGUUCUUUAAAGGAAGGAAAUCUGCACUUUUUGCAACUGCUUUAUCUAUUUCUAUUGUUUUUAUUGUUUUGAUUGUCAUUAUUUUAUUUUUCAUUUUUUUUGGCCUAUGGAGUCGAUUCAGGAGAGUCGACUAUUACACAGGAGAUUCGAUGUAG